This is a messenger RNA of Cooperia oncophora, 309 nucleotides long. The record is from the annotation of a GenBank genome assembly. NCBI's taxonomy places the organism in Eukaryota, Metazoa, Nematoda, Chromadorea, Rhabditida, Trichostrongylidae.
AUCAAUCAUGAUGGCCUCGGACCGUACGCAUUCCAGAGGAAACGUCCCCAGUCGCAUAACGACUUGCAAGCGAUAUUCGAGAGGAAGGAGAAGAUGGUGAUAGUUCAGGAAGAUGAAACGGACACAUUUCUCGAUGAACUGCUCUACAUGUGUGUGAACUAUGAGCCCGAAUCUCGACCGACGUUCGAUCAUCUGUUCAACUUCUUCCGGGCCCUUCUUUUCGAUUUCGCUGUAGGACCCGAUCCCGCCAUUCAGAAGUAUAUAAAGAAAGCUCCAAAGAAGUUCAAUCAUGCGCAGCGAGCAAAAUAA